Gadus chalcogrammus (walleye pollock) is the source of this 877-nucleotide messenger RNA. RefSeq lists its product as uncharacterized. The transcript is spliced from 3 exons. Lineage: Eukaryota; Metazoa; Chordata; Actinopteri; Gadiformes; Gadidae. Gene Ontology annotation, molecular function: oxidoreductase activity, acting on the CH-OH group of donors, NAD or NADP as acceptor. Bases 1 to 330 code for a protein of 109 amino acids. The record is from RefSeq and is a predicted model, not a curated record.
AUGAAGGGCCCCCGUGUACCACACCCCCAGAAGCAGCUGUCCUACAACGCCUCCAAGGCAGGAGUGGUGAAGCUGACGCAGACGCUGGGCACGGAGUGGAUCGACAGAGGUGUCAACGUCAACUGCAUCUCACCGGGUAUUGUUGACACUCCUCUCAUCCACUCUGAGAGUCUGCGGCCCCUGGUGCAGCGCUGGCUGUCAGACGUCCCCGCUGGAAGGCUGGCGCAAGUGACAGACCUUCAAGCAGCACUGGUCUACUUGGCAUGUGACGCGUCCAACUACAUGACAGGGCAUAACUUAGUCAUAGAGGGUGGGCAAAGUCUGUGGUAGAGAGAGGGAGUGUGAGCAGGAGGGAAAGAGGUGCGUCGGGGAAAAGAGAGGAAAUGAAGAGAAGAGAAACUUUGGGUCGCACUCCAGGGAAUUGGCGUAAGACCGUAUCAUCUUUAGUUUUGCAUGCACGGUUCGAAAUAUUUCUCAGGAUUUAUAUUCUCAUGAACUUCUUGGAUGGCAUGAUUAUUUUUUCGGCAAUUGAGCUGCAGAUCCAUUUAUUCAGAUCACUGCCACCCAAUUUGUUAUUCUCCUUCCGUAGAAAUUUUCAGCGGGCUUAAUUUGACAGUCGGUUCAACAGGACUUUAAACUGGGGUUACAAAAGGUACUGUGAAAUGGGUCCAAUAUACUGUAGGUCCAAUUUUUGUUAUUGUCUGCAGAUUGUUCACACAAACUGAACUCUGAUGUAACAAGCUGUUAAUGACAUUCCUAACCUCCACCAAAUUAAUCGGUCUAUUUGUAUUGUAGAAUUGUAUUAAAUUAAAUGAUAUCUCAUUUAUAAAAAAAUAUACCUGAAUAAAUCUUUUCUUGGGUAAAAAUCUCCUCCGAU